Molecule: messenger RNA, 4192 nt
Organism: Anguilla anguilla (European eel)
Lineage: Eukaryota; Metazoa; Chordata; Actinopteri; Anguilliformes; Anguillidae
Gene: mafbb
Product: v-maf avian musculoaponeurotic fibrosarcoma oncogene homolog Bb
Exons: 1
Coding region: 299-1291 (330 amino acids)
Biological process (GO): regulation of transcription by RNA polymerase II
Cellular component (GO): nucleus
Molecular function (GO): DNA-binding transcription factor activity, RNA polymerase II-specific; RNA polymerase II cis-regulatory region sequence-specific DNA binding
Source: RefSeq, a predicted model, not a curated record
AUAUAUGACGCAGUUACCAGACGCUUGGGUGAGGAGGAAUGCAGUCCAGUACCUCUGCUGCGCAGAGCUGGCAAGUUGCUUUGUGAGCGAAAAGUCACAUCAGCAUUUUUCCCUCUUACAGCCUCCGUUUGCUGUUAAGGGGUCCUUUCCUUUAUUUGGAUCUGACGGGACUCUGCAUAGGUUAAGCUACUUCAGCUGACGUGUUUCGCUGUCGGUUAUUAUACUGCUUGGGCAUUGAAAUAGUCAUUGUGACGCAGGGAUUCGUAGGGUAUAAGAUUUUAAAAGAGUUAAAAGAAAGAUGACGACGGAACUCAACGUGGAUCUGGGGCUGCAGAACAGCCAUUUGGGACUGGGCUGCGUUAACAACUUUGACCUAAUGAAGUUCGACGUGAAGAAGGAGUCUCUUGUCGGGCUGGAGCGUUCUUCUACGCGGGAGUGCAACCGACUUACGUCCACGGGCUCCGUGUCCUCCACCCCGUCCAGCACACCCUGCAGUUCGAUACCUUCCUCGCCGAGCUUCAGUCCAACGGAUCAGUCUACGCAGCUGGAGGAGCUGUACUGGAUGCCCGGGGGCGGCUAUAACCAGCAUAUUGAUGCGCUGAUGUUGGGUCUCACACCAGAGGACGCAGUGGAAGCUUUGUUUGGCGCCGGGGCCCACGGGCAGCUACCACCUGCCCACACCCAGCAGCACCUCCAGCGAGCGGAUUUCGAAGGCUAUAGAGUGGCAAGCAAUCUCCACGGUCACGGCCAUGCCCCACAGCACCACCAGCAUCCGUAUCUGGGGAUUCCCAAUCACUCAGACGUUCUGUCGGGUCACCCAGGCCAGCCUCACCCUCACCACAACCAGAGCCCCAACAGCCCUUCUCCAAGUUCACCCGAGCCGCUCCAUCAGUUCCACCACCAUCAGGGCCACGGCGGGGUCACUGAUGCCGGCCUGGAUGAUCGCUUCUCAGAUGACCAGCUGGUGUCCAUGACCGUGCGGGAGCUCAAUCGGCAGCUGCGUGGAUGCGCCAAAGAUGAGGUUGCCCGUCUGAAGCAGAAGCGACGGACCCUGAAGAACCGGGGCUAUGCGCAGUCCUGCCGCUUCAAGCGCGUGCGACAGAAGCAUGUUCUGGAGCACGAGAAGACUAGCCUGGUAACUCAGGUGGAGCAGCUGAAGCAGGAGCUCACCCGGCUGGCCCACGAGAGAGACGCCUACAAACUCAAGUGCGAGAAACUGACCGGUGUGAACGAGUUUCGUGAGGCAGGGUCCACAAGUGACGACCCGUCCUCACCCGAGUUCUUUGUCUGAACACUUAGGCUAUGUUUUUGUCUGAACACGUUCGUUCAAAAAAGAUUCAGAAGAGAAUGAUGAUGAUUAUGACCGGUGCUGAGGUCAACUGUAUUAUCAGCAAAUACUUUAAAAUUAAUAAUCGCAUAUAUUUUAAUAUCUCAAUUCAGCUGUUAUCUGGUAUAGGCCCUGUCGUUGAAAACGUUCCAUUAACAGCGGCGUAUCCUUAGGUUAUCGUUGCCCAGUGUGGAAAGAAUGUUUAUUUUUAUCAUUGGGCACAUAAUUAAUAUGGACCUGGACAUUUGCAUACCUGUGCAAGCCAUUGGAAGCUGGGCGUGAUGUUGGUCAAAUUUCCCAAACAGAAAACAACGUGACUUGCACCAUCAGCGUCACUCUACAUUUCCCUCCUAAUACUACGGACUGCACAUGUGCCUUGCUUGCAAAUAGCUAGAUGAAUUUGGGAUUUUUUUGUGGAAUCUCGUUAGGUUUAUAGGCCAAAUCUUUAAAUUGCGUUAACAUACUAAUCAUGCAUGCUGGACAUGUAUGGGGAAAAAAACAUAUUUUGUAUUAGUUUUAUCAUUUAUCUGGAACGCAUGCAAGUGUAGGCGAGUUGAUCUCAGAUCAUAUUGUGUCGGGGUUAUAGAAUUAUAUUUUAAUCUUUGUUCAUGUAGCUAGUAGGCCUAUAUGUAGCCUAGCUUGAAAAUGUAGCCUACAUUUUAAAGUGGGCAAAUUCGUUUGUGGUCUGAUAUUUUUAUUGCACCAAAUUAGGCCAAGUCUGUAUUGUUAGGCAUAUUAAUACAAAAUAUAUAGCCUAUGCGGCGCUAAAAGAUCAAAUGCAGUUAUAUAUGUAUAGGUUAUUGUCGCCACUUAUAGCCUACAUUUACGCUCCAUAGACUGGAAUGUUUUUUCUCUCUCUAUCUCUCAAAACAGCUGAUAGACUAAAAGAGCUGUUUCGUAUAUCCCAGUUUUGUUUGAGAUAUAGGCUAUUUUAAUUUAAACUUUUCUCUCAUGACACAUUGGUUAGACGCGGGGCGGUAUAUACCAAUGAAUUUUUUUCUGUCUGUAAGGACAUUUACUGCGUAACGCAUCUUUUGUUAUAGAAUCGUAGUGUCAGUAUCCAGACCUCAAAUUUCAAGGACAUAUCACUUGGUGAAUUAUCAGUAAUACGAGCCUUGGUGUCAGUGCGGUUCGCAGUGAAUGGUGAACAAAGCUCCCUUGGCUGAAGUUGAACACACAGACUAGGCUACUUCUUUUUAUGUACAAGUAUCGUUGUUCCCUUUUUCUGCUGGUCAGUUGGAAAUGAUUCUGUAUUUGAAAGUCUGAUAUUAAAAUAUACAUGACGUAGGCUUACGUUUAUAUUUUAUGAUUAUUCUAUUUGUUGUUUUAUUACUCGGGGGUUCUGGUUCUGCUGGCCAGACACCUACAGUAGACUUAUUUUUUAUUUUUUAUUUUUUAUUUUUAAAAAUGUUUUAAAUGAACAUAUUUUCCAAGUAUUGACGAGUUGUGUUUUUAACCAUCACUGGUUUGCCACUGAUUCAACUGUGUUGAAAUCAGGUCUGAGCUGCAGCUGCGGUCGUUAUUUUUAAUUCGAUUUAUUUUAAAAGGGAAGCAACUUGUGUUUUAUAUGAAUGGGAAAGGGGAUAAUCGAACGUUGCUUGUGAUGAUUUAUUGUGAUUCAGACUGGUUUCUGUUGCAUUUCAUGUUUUAUUGCUUUUUUGGGGGGGGGGGGGGGAUUUCACAUUUUAAAUAUUAAAGCCAUUGAAAUGUAAUUUGUCUGUCUGUUUGUAUUUUUGUAUUUUUGCUGUUCUUUCACUGGCAUCAUCGUGUCAGCCCGGAGAAUUAACCAAGCUUUUCUGAACAAUUGAAUAGCCUAGUCAACCUCGCGCUGCUGGAAAGCUCACGAGUCCCCUGCCCCCACCAUCGCACACGUGACACUAAUAUGCUGACAAAGACAUUGGUUGCGGAAGCGUCAAGGGAAGCUACGCAGUUUUAAAGUAAGUUAAAGUUCAGCGAUCACCGAGCCACACCAAGUACUGUUUCGCCUCGUGACGAGCGUCUAUUUCAGCAUGCUGCUGGACAGCAUGAACGCGUUAUAAUACAGCCCGAGCAAUCUUUCUGUAUUACUGCGUUUCUGUAUUACUGUAUUAUGUGCGUAAUUUAUUACUGACAUUGUCCUUAAACCCUUAAAUUUUUUCAGUUUAAAUUUUCUUUACAGCAUUUGGGACAAUACAUUUGUGGAAAGCCAUAGUCAUCCUCACACCACAGAAGUGAGCUGUUUUAUGUUUCUUUAUUACACAGAAGAGUAAUAGUGUGCGUCCUCACAUCACAAUGGUAGCCUAUUUGCUGAGCUGUAGAUCCGCUCAGAAAGCACAUCUGGCAAGCAUAUAGCCUAUGACAGAUCUCAUGUCAUACUCAUUCCCAAACGCACUGUUUGGGGUUUAUCUCACAAAUAUGUUAUCUUAUGUCACUUCAGAUUAAUCUGGUAAUUUAAAAUAUAUUCAUAAUUUCUUUAUUUUACCCUUUUCAACAAGUUAUGUCAACUAAGAACUCAAUUAUCAUUUGGAGAAUAACUGAGGGUAGGGAAUGCAUGGGAUUGGGUAGUCAGUCAGAUAUAGGAAUGGUGAUUAGGUAGCCAGAUGCACAUAGCCAGUGUUAGGGGAAUUUGAAAAGACAACUGGGUUUACUCUUUUGAAAAGUGUAAUUGGGUCUUUAAUAAUUACAGUGAAUCAGGACCUCACCUGAUAUUAUUUGUGUCUGUCACUGCUUUGCUGUGUUGGUAUAAAUGCAUAUGCAUGUACAGUAUGUACAUGUGUGUGUGGAAAAAGAAAUACCCUUGUUUGAUUAAUGUAUUGCUAUUUAUAUUUUGAACUGUCAAAAAUCUGCAUCAAAUUGAGAUAUUUACAAUAAAUAGUGAAAACGGGA